AUGACUCUUCCUGAUGGUUAUGGUUCCAACCAUGAAAAUAAGGUUUGUAAACUUAAGAAAACUCUUUAUGGUCUUAAACAAGCUCCUCGAAUGUGGAAUGAGAAGCUUGUUAAUGUGUUACUUGAACUUGGCUUCGAACAAAAUUUGGGAAUGUUAAAAUACUUUCUUGGGAUUGAAGUGUUAAAAACCAAAGAUGGUUUGUGUUUAUCUCAAAGAAAAUAUUGUCUUGACUUGCUUGCUGAGUUUGGUUUGACUGGGUGUAAACCUGUGAAUAGUCCUAUUGAAGCAAAUCAUGUUUUAACGUAUUUAUGUGAACAAGAUAAUCAAGUGUUACUGGAUGUCUCUGUGUAUCAAAAGUUAGUGGGAAAAUUAAUAUAUCUUUCACACACAAGGCCUGAUAUUGCCUAUUCUGAGCACUAUCUAAGUCAAUAUAUGCAUAGUCCCACUAAUGCUCAUUUUAAAAUUGCUUUGAGACUCUUAAGGUAUCUUAAGGGAUCUCCUGGAAACGGUAUUCUCUUUAAAAAGGGGGCUUCUUUGGAUCUUAGAGCCUUUGCGGAUUCUGACUGGGGUAAAUGUGUUAACUCUAGAAAGUCUGUCACUGGUUUUUGUAUUUUCUUAGGAAACUCUCUUAUCUCAUGGAAAAGCAAAAAGCAGUCCACUAUAUCCAGAUCUUCUGCUGAGGCCGAAUAUCGUGCGAUGUGUGCUGCGACAUGUGAAAUUCUUUGGCUUCUUAACAUCUUAAAAGAACUUAAAGUUGAUAUUAAACUUCCUGUCUCCUUAUUUUGUGACAAUACAGCAGUCAUAUCCAUUGCUGCUAACCCUGUGUUUCACGAACGUACCAAACAUUUUGAGAUUGAUCUCUUCUUUUUAAGAGAAAAGAUUUCAAAGGGCGUUAUUAAGACCGUUGGUGUCACUUCUGAAAAUCAAACUGCAGAUGUCCUUACAAAAGGAUUGCCGGUUCAAGCGCAUGAAAAGGUUUGUAAACACUUGGGUCUUUUUAACUGUUUUGCAUAUUGA
Helianthus annuus (common sunflower) is the source of this 1017-nucleotide messenger RNA. RefSeq lists its product as uncharacterized. NCBI's taxonomy places the organism in Eukaryota, Viridiplantae, Streptophyta, Magnoliopsida, Asterales, Asteraceae. The record is from RefSeq and is a predicted model, not a curated record. The transcript is spliced from 2 exons. Bases 1 to 1017 code for a protein of 338 amino acids.